Messenger RNA from Pseudozyma hubeiensis SY62, 789 nucleotides. RefSeq names its product kinetochore protein Mis14. The transcript is spliced from 3 exons. The record is from RefSeq and is a predicted model, not a curated record. Bases 1 to 789 code for a protein of 262 amino acids. Lineage: Eukaryota; Fungi; Basidiomycota; Ustilaginomycetes; Ustilaginales; Ustilaginaceae. Gene Ontology annotation, biological process: mitotic sister chromatid segregation. Gene Ontology annotation, cellular component: kinetochore.
AUGGAGUUUGGAAGCGAAUUGGAGCGCGACAAGGCGCUUAGAGCCGUCGUUGACAAGAUGCUCACGAGGUUGACGGGAGCCACCAAGGCCAAGAUCGAGCGCAAUCUGCUGUAUAACGGCAUGUCUCCAAGCGAGUUCGCGCGGCACAGCAAAGGUGUCGAGCCUUUCGACGAGGACCUCUCGAGACGGCUGCAGGUGCUCAAUGAUCAGGCAAAUACUCUCACGACAGAGGUGAUCGCGUUUCGCAAAGCGCUGCCGGCCCGCAGAGCCGAGGCGAUGGAGAAGCGGUCCGCCGUCAUUCGAGCUUUGGAGGCUAAGAAGGAGGAGCACCGCCGAGCAGCCGAGAAAGCACAUGCUCUGGAGCUGAGCGAGCAGAGCAAGCCCAUCAGUAUCGAUCUCAAGAGAAAAGCCGAGGUAGCGGUCACGCUCAAGCACUCUGUCGUCGACAUCACCAGUCUGCAAGUGGUAAGUGGUAUGAAGAUUCUGUUCAGGCUCCUGGAUCGGACAGACUUGAAGCUGACUAGUUCCGUCGUGUCUCCGGUCAUCUCGCACACAGUCGAUCUUGGAGCAAGCUACAGCGGCCACCGAGCAAGCCAAGCUCGUCAAGCGCCUGCGGGCGAUGCCGUUGUGAGCCUCGCUUUUGGCUUCUUCCGUCAUUGCCCAUCCGUCUUCUGCGAAGAGACUCGACUAUACCCCAAUGAAUGCAAUGCCAUACGCAAUACCACAUCCUCGAUUCGUGUGUGGCGACGCCAUCAGAUCGGCUCGCUCAAUCUCCUAUCAUGGCACUAG